AUUUUCAAAUUAGUUAACGUAUUUCAUCAUCAUCAUUAACGAGAUUAUGAACAACAAUUCGAAAUCAUCGCCUACUCCACCACCACCACCGUCGCAGCCAUCUUCGUUGCAAUCAUUAUUUGAAUCAUCAAAUUCGGCUACAAUGAAAUUAUGGAAUCAAACAACACCAACAUCGAUGCGAAAAUUAACACGUACAGAUUCAACAUAUGAAGAUGAUUCUUUUGAUGAUUCAACAACAUCGAUGAGAGAUAUUAUACCUUCUCAUCUUCAACAUCUUCAACAUCAUCAUCUUGGUCAUUUAAAUCGUCGUCAUCAUGUACUGCGACAACAAUGGUUUAGUCGAAAAAAUAGUAGUAACAAUAAUAACAAUCUUGUCAAUCGAUUACGACGUACAACAUCGAAUUCUUCUUCAUCAUCAUCAUUAUCGUCGUCAUCAUCAUCGGCGACAACAUCAUCGGGCAUAUCAUCGGCCAACAAUAUUUAUUCAUCAACAUCAUCAUCAUCAACAAACAAUGUUAAUUCAAUAUCGUUUGCAUCAUCAUUUUCAUCAUCAUUUUCGGCUACAUUAUCAUCAUUAUCGGAAUCAUGUGAUCAACAAUCAUUAUCAUCAUGUGAUUCACCAAUACCAGCGACUACAACAACAACGGUAAUCGAUACCUGCAACAAUAGUAACAGUAUUUGUGAUUAUCCGAAAAUUCUUCGAAAAUCUUCAUUCAAAAAUAAAUUAAUUCAUUGUUAUAAGCCAUAUAAUUAUGGUAAAUCAGCAGCUUUAAAUACGGGCUCUGUACGUCGAUAUUCAUUACAAUUGCAUCUAAAGAAAAAUAAUAAAUUAGAAUCACUUUUAUCAUCAUCAUCAUCAUUGAUGAUGAUUUCACCAACACCACCUUCUAGUAGACCGAAUUCUCGAUCUUCGAUAAUAAAAAAUUCAAAAUCUUGUCAUCAGAUAACUGGUCAUCAUCAUUAUCAUUGUCAUCAAAGAGAUAGACGAUGUUUAUGGGCAACUAUGGCAGCAAUGGCAGCUGUUGUAUCGAAUUCAGUCGUAUCAAAACCAACAGCUAUGAUCAAAUCUAAUCCAUCAUCACCAAAUAAAGAGGAACGUUAUUUUUCCGAAACAAAUUUUCCCGAUUCGAUGAAUGAAGAAGAUGAAACAAUAGCUUCAAUUCUAAUCGAUAACGAUUCAUCAUCUCCUCAGCCAUUGCAACAACAACAACAAGCAAUUGGAAGUGAUAUUAAUGUUCCAUCACAAUUGAUUCGAUCGAAAUCGUUGGAUGAUCUUCAAACAUUAUUUUGUUGUCCGAAUCUAUGUGCUGUAACAGUAGCUACCGGUAGCUGUAAUGCUCAGCAGCCAGUUGCAACAAUAUUUCCCGGUUCAACAAUGGAUAAUAUAAUGUUAUCAUCCAGUAAUCAUCAACCAACAACGAUAUCUACUGGCUGUCAUAAUGGUAUGAUUCAUUAUUCAUCAUUCAAUCCGAUACCUUGUGAUCAUCAAUCAUCAUCGAACAACAAUACUCCCAACGACCAAAUUCAACCAAAGAUAACUGAUCAAUUAGUAUGUCCUUUUUUCUCACAACAACAACAACAACCACCGUCACAAUUAAAUCCAGAUCAUUCAUAUCAAUCGCUCAAUCCAUUGAUGAUGAAAAUGACAAGUAUAUCAUCAAAUCAGAUUAAUGUAAUCGAUAAUGAUGAUCGUUUUUCAUCCACAUCCACAUCAACAUCCACUAAUAAUAAUAAUAAUCAUAGCAACAACAAUAACAAUAACGAUAGUAAUAAUUGUGAUAUUGAUCAUGUAAUGAGAAAAAUUCGUUCAUUACAUGUUUAAAAAUGUUUGUCUUGAUUUUUGUUUGUUUGUUUUGAAAGGGUUAGGGAUGGCAUUCUAUCAAAAUUCGUGAUUUUUUUUCUUUCCUUAUUAUCAUUAAUGAUGAUUCCCUGA
Messenger RNA from Dermatophagoides pteronyssinus (European house dust mite), 1933 nucleotides. RefSeq lists its product as uncharacterized. The record is from RefSeq and is a predicted model, not a curated record. NCBI's taxonomy places the organism in Eukaryota, Metazoa, Arthropoda, Arachnida, Sarcoptiformes, Pyroglyphidae.